Molecule: messenger RNA, 762 nt
Organism: Paramecium primaurelia
Lineage: Eukaryota; Ciliophora; Oligohymenophorea; Peniculida; Parameciidae
Source: the annotation of a GenBank genome assembly
AUGCUCACAUAUUUGGCUAAAGAUGGCCCAUACAAAGCCACUACAGUUGGAACGAUAAAAGGAGCAUGCGCUGAGAGAGUAUUUACAGAAGCACCAAAUAAUCUUACAACUGAUGUAGAUUGCUAGAAAUAUAAGAAUAUUGUUAAGUAACCAAUUAAGCAUGCUCAAAUAUCAAGAAUGUGAAAUCUUUACUUAAAAAGCUUCAUGCAAAUUAAAAUCAAAAUGUACAUGGACUAAUUGGUGUUCAUCUACUAGUAAUACAUGUGCUACUUAUAAAAAUACUUAUUACUCAAUGUGUACCAAUUCUAAAGUAAAUGGUAUUCUGUGCUUGUUAAAAAUCUAAUUCAACAUGCAAAGCUUAAGUUUAUGAAGAUUAACCAGCAACAAUUACUUCUUAUGCUUAAUGUUAAAGCUUUGCUGAUAUUUGUACUACGACUGGAGCUGCUUGCAUAGCUAUUUCAACAUUUUCAUUAUAAAAGACACAAACUAUUUUAUAGCUGCUUCAACAAUUAAAGAUAGAGUAGGUAGAUACGGUUGGGAUACUACUACAAGUGAAGCAGAGCUAGAGGUUGCAGUUAUAAAAAUGGAUUAAAUGAUGGUGAAUGUAAUACCUUCCUUUCAGGAUGUAAAGCAAAUGGACCAGGUUGUGUGAUCGGAUAUCAUAUACUGAAUUCUCUAAUAAGCAAUUCUGCUUUCAAUCUAAACCUUGACCAUGUCUUUGGGUUAAUGGACAAUGUUAUGACAGAUGUGAAGAUGCAGUGA